AUGCCUGCCCAAGGUGUCGCCGCCGUGCUCCCUCCUCAGCAGGGCGCACCCGGCCAACGCCAGCAGCAGCAGCAGCAGCAGCAGCAAGGUGGCGGCUUCAAUUUCAAACGCCUUCUCUUCGGUGCCGGUCUCUACUUUGCCGUGAAUGCCGGCAUCAGCUGGUAUUUCCAAAAGGACCAGCGCGGCGUCACCGUCGAUGAUCCCGCCACGGGCAAGCCGAUCCGCGUCACCUCCAACACGGGCGACAUCCCCGCCUUCCAGCUGCGGCCCAGGACGCUCGACGAGGGCGCCCAGCGCGCCGCGCUGCCUAAGCUAGUUGCGCCCAUCUGGCCCCAGGACAGCCGCGUCGACAUUGUCGUCACCGUGUCGCCCUCGUCGAACCCGGCCCCGAUCGCCCAGACGGCCGCCGAGUACGUCGUGCUCAACGAGAAGCGCUUCCACAUGGGCAACAGCUCCGACAAGCGCCACGUCGACGGCCGCUUCGCCGUGCCCCGCGAGGUUCAGCACAACGGCACCCUUUGGGGUCACUUCUUCGUCGGCCUCGCUGGCAGCGCCCUCGACCCUCACGACCCGGCCUGGAGCAGCGACACGGCCUACCACAUGGCCUACCCGCUGACUCAGUACCUGCCCAAGAAAAAGGUGGCCAAGACGAGGAGCCUGCUCGGGUCGCGCAGCGAGGAUGACGAGGCCGAGCUUGACAUUCCCGAGCCCAAGACUCCAAUUAUUGCCAACCACUACCACCCCAAUGCUAGUCUAUCGUUUAUCCCGGGUGUCGGCGUCAAGGAGCUGGCGACCAUGCCGCCGCCCAUGAAGCAUUUCAUUCGCCUCGAGAGAAGCGGCGCCCGUGACGGCAGCGGCCAAAAUGGCUGGUACUACCCGCUUCUGUUCGUCAACACCUUCUGGCAGCUCAACAAGGACAUGAUUCCCCUCAACGACACUGUCAAGGAGCUACCUAUCCGCAUUGAUCUCAGCAACAUGGCUGCCUGGCAGUUUCAGAUCAUGGCCAACAUUGAGAUGAACUCGAAAGAAAACGCGCGCCAGGCCGCCUUUGGCAAUCCUGUCCCCGGCACCGGCGAUGGCUCCGAGAUUGAAAUGGUCAAGGAGAUUCUCAUCGAUAACAACCCCAUCCUGCUGGCCAUUACCGCCGUCGUCACCGUUGCCCAUCUCAUCCUCGAGACGCUGGCCUUUGGCUCCGACAUUGCGCACUACCGCAAGAAGAAGGACAAUGUCGGCAUUUCCGUACGCUCCAUUCUGGCCAACGUAUUCAUGCAGGCCGUCAUUUUCUUGUAUCUGCUCGACAAUUCGCAAAACACGAGCUGGAUGAUUCUCGGCUCCCAGGUCGUUGGCAUCGUCAUUGAGUUUUGGAAGAUUACCACCGUCGUCGACGUCCGCUGGCGUGCUACCCCUCCCGGCUCCUGGCUUCCCUACUGGUUUGUGCUGGAAGACAAGCACAAGCUCACCGAGACGGAAGCAAAGACCAAGGAGUACGACCAGAUUGCCUUCAAGUACAUGUACAUUGUGGCCGUGCCGCUGCUCAUUGCCUACGGCAUCUACUCGCUCAUGUACGAAACGCACAAGUCGUGGUACUCCUUCAUCAUCACCACGCUCGUCGGCUCCGUCUACACCUACGGCUUCCUCAUGAUGGUGCCCUCGCUGUACAUCAACUACCGCCUCAAGAGCGUCGCCCACAUGCCCGCCAAGGCCAUGAUGUACAAGUUUCUCAACACCUUUAUCGACGACCUCUUUGCCUUUACCAUUAAGAUGCCGCUGCUGCACCGUCUGGCGACGUUUCGCGACGACAUCAUCUUCUUUGUCUACCUGUAUCAGAAAUGGGCCUACAAGACGGACUACUCGCGCGUCAACGAGUUUGGCCAGGGAGGCGACGAUGACGAGGAGCCCAAGCUGGUGGGGGACAAGGAGAAGAAGGAAGAGGCCAAUGUAGAGGCCAAGAAGAAGGCUGUCAAGGAGAUUUUGGAAGAGAGGGCCAAGUCCAAGGCCAGCGGCGUUGAUACGCGCGGGGCGACCAAGAGAAAGUGA
Molecule: messenger RNA, 2037 nt
Organism: Beauveria bassiana ARSEF 2860
Lineage: Eukaryota; Fungi; Ascomycota; Sordariomycetes; Hypocreales; Cordycipitaceae
Product: cleft lip and palate transmembrane protein 1
Exons: 2
Coding region: 1-2037 (678 amino acids)
Cellular component (GO): endomembrane system; membrane
Source: RefSeq, a predicted model, not a curated record